UAACCAACAUUAAUGCCUCUCACCACUAGUCCUUGGCCAUGUUAUGUACUGCAAAUGUUAGACAGGAUUGUAACGACUCAAAGAUACAUUGCAGUUUGAUACCAAACAACAUCACAACGCUGGACACCCAGCUCUUUUUCACCGUUUCUGGUGAUUAUGUAAGAUGUGUUGUGAGCACGUUUUAAAUUUAACCUAGUCGUUACACAUUAGCGCUGAAGCCGUAAUAUAUUCUUUCAUUUUAUUACAAAAUAUUGUGAAAUUUAGACAUCGUCGAGUAAAACCAAUCUAACUUUUGCCCACCAAAACAAACCUACCUGACGCCGAGGAGUUGCCAACCUACUUACAUGACAAUCUAGUGUAUCUUGCGUAGCGCAAGCCUCCGUUCAACUCGACUCUCUUAGCGGUGAGGAUGCUCCCUCCUCUUGUUCGAGAGUUUUUGUCUGUCUGUCUAUUACAGCCGUUCUUCAGCUCACGACCCCCCCCUCCUCCCUGUAUGAGUAAUGAGAUUCACUACGUGAAGGUGGGCAACACCAGCAAGCAACCUGAUUUCUCUCAGCAGCUGGAGUCCUACAUCAUCAAUAGAGUUUGCAGAUAGUGCUUCUUUUCUGAAUUGCGUCAGGCCUGAUCACAAGAACAAGGCUGAUGCUAUCUGUCUGUGCGCUGAAAACACAUUCUCGGGGGAAGAGGAUGGGAAAAUGUGAAGAAACAUUGUAAGAAGGACAUCAGCUGGCGUCGCCACCAACAUCAAUCUAGCGAAGGGACACUCCACUCCAGCAACGGCCUCAUGUCGGUUGAAAAAAGGGUUUGUAUAGACGUAAAGGAAUGGCUAAUGACAUGGACGCGACCUCUGAGAGAAUUCUUUUGGAACCAUACAAGUAUUUGCUACAGCUGCCGGGAAAACAGUUUAGGACGAAACUCUCCCAAGCGUUCAACCACUGGCUCAACGUUCCAGAGGAUAAACUUCAGGUGAUCAUUGAGGCGACUGAGAUGCUUCACAAUGCCAGCCUGCUGAUAGACGACAUUGAGGACAGCUCCAAGCUGCGGCGAGGCUUCCCUGUGGCCCACAGCAUCUACGGCAUUCCCUCCGUCAUCAACUCGGCCAAUUACGUCUAUUUCUUGGGGCUGGAGAAGGUUCUGACUCUGGACCACUCAGAAGCCGUGCAGGUGUUUACCCAACAGCUGUUGGAGCUGCACCGUGGCCAGGGCCUGGACAUCCACUGGAGGGACACGUACACCUGCCCCACUGAGCAGGAGUACCGCAGCAUGGUGUUGCAAAAGACCGGCGGCCUCUUUGGCCUGGCCGUGGGGCUCAUGCAGCUGUUCUCUGACUGGAAGCGAGACCUGAAGCCCCUCUUGGACACGCUGGGCCUCUUCUUUCAAAUCCUCGAUGACUACAACAACCUCAGCUCGCAGGAGUACAGCAACAACAAGAGCUUCUGCGAGGACCUGACCGAGGGCAAGUUCUCUUUCCUCACUAUUCACGCCAUAUGGUCACAGCCAGAGAGCACCCAGGUGCAGAACAUACUGAGGCAGCGCACGGAGAACGUGGACCUCAAGCGCUACUGCGUGGAUUACCUGGAGAAGGUGGGCUCAUUCGCUUACACCCGCCAAACCCUGCGGAGCCUGGAGGCCGAGGCCUACAAGCUGAUCAGAGACCUGGGCGGAAACCCUGAGCUGGAGGGUCUGGUUAAACACCUCAGUAAAAUGUACCAGGAGGAUGAGAAAAAGGCAGUGACUGAAACGCACUCUUGCUUGAACCACUGACUUUGCACAUCUCCAGCUGGUCCAGUACACACACGCUCGCACACAUGCAUGCACAAAGGAGAUUUAUACCCCCCUUACAUAGUCCAAUGAGAUAAAGACUUCACUAUCAGGCUUAUAGCACAUUGAUGUAGAACAUCCUCACAAAUGUAUGGCCCUAAUGACAUGGACAAUAUACAUACAUUAAAAAUCUGGCUAGUAUCAAUGCAAAGUUGACUUGAGGUGUGUGUCAUCGUGGUAUUACGAAUGUAAAUUGUGCAUGUCACGAUGUGUAAGACACCAUCUUAUCCAUCCUAAACCUCAGUACCUAUCUCGACUUUAACUUCUGAUGUUGCCAGCUUUGACCUCGUACGCCACCUGUGAGAUACCAAAGCACUCCCAAAUCCAAACUUAGUCAUUUCAUGUGCUCGAGUGCCUCCUCGAAAAAUGUCGCUCAUUAAUCUUUGUAGUCCCUGUGUAUGUACGAAUACAAGCAAUCAGAGUGAAAGAAACUGAAGUGUAAGGAAGAAGACCUUGGUAGAGUUUUAGGUUUGCUUGUCUGGGUUUUCUACAAACGAGAAGACAUGAAUGAAGCCUUGGAACUCGACGACUACUGCACUGCAUACAAAUGUAAUAGUAUGCAUCUCCAUAUGUGUCUGUCUGUGUAUGAGAAGCUAGUUUGGCUCCUUAAAGUAUGCUGCCAUAGUGCCAAUUUUGUGUAGAAAGCCCUUCGCUACUGACUCGUCUGGUUCUGUUGUCUGUAACAAGCCUAUGUGGCAUUGAGGUUUGCUGUGAAAGGAUUCUUUAUUGGGUUACUGCAAGUCUUAGGCGGUGUCCCUGUGUCAUGUCUUGACUUUUUUUUUUGAAACCUCCCGUUGACUCGUCAGAUUUGUUCUACAAUGUUCCACUUUGUUUUAAUCAAACACUGUAAGUCACUGUUCAGUAAAGAUCAGUAAAGAGUGAGGGUUCAUUAUUUAUAAAGUUUAGUUAUUGAAAUAAAACACUCUUCUCCCCCUGGUGUUGCUUUUGAAUUCUAAGGCAUUCACAAUUUGAUACAUGUGCUGUGGCUCGGGCGUUACAGUUCUGAAUGCACCGUGUCAUGGAAGAGCGGUAACAUCUCCAGCACCGUCUACCGAGCACACCGCUGCAGCUUGAAGCGGAAAUCCGCAGCUUUACUCCCUUAACAAAUCCUCAUUCUCUCUGUACAUUGUGCAGGUACAAAGAGUGGAUAUGGCCCCCGUCUUAAGGCCCCUAUCGUUUCAGUUGACGUUGUGCUUAAAUGGUGCAGAUUACCAGAACAACUUGCAUAUAAUCAAAUUGGGACCAUCCAACUGACACACGGUAAACCUGGAGCCUCGGGGGGCCGCUGAAGGUCCGGGGCCCUUUACCCAGUCAGUAAUCCAGCCCUGACCUGUGUUAGUUUGGUCCGGGGGUGCCGUUUUAACAAGGGUGCAGACUAUUUACUAAUGAACUGACGGUAUAUGAACCACAGUGGCAGCCACACCUUGUUUGUAGUCUGUAUAAAAUCAGCUGCUGCAGGUCUUCUUCUCUCUGCCUCCUACAUGGAACUACACUGGAACAUUGUUCUACUGGGAUAGUGAUUGUCCGGCAUAGGGCUGUGCCAUAUGACGAUAUACAUCGUGUGAUGAUAGAAAACGUCUUAUCGUCAUUUGGACGACCCUUUCCACUCUUUGCACAGCACGGACGCAGGCAGGAAAUUUGCAUGAAGGCAAUACAAACAAACAUGGAGGACAGCGUACAUAACGCAGAACAGGGUAACUCCGACCAGCCAGGACAAAACGAGGAGCUUCUACCUGAAAGAGAGGCUACUUCUGUCGUACGGACGUGGUUUGGGUAUGAAAAGUCUGACACGGACCAGAAAACCAUCCAUCCAUCCAUUAUCCAAACGGCUUAUCCUGCUCUCAUGGUCGCGGAGAUGUUGGAGCCUAUCCCAGCAGUCAUUGGGCGGCAGGCGGGGAGACCCACUGAACAGGCCGCCAGGCCAUCAUACAGGACUGUGGGAGGAAACCCACGCAGACACGGGGAGAACGUGCAAACGCCACACACAGGACGACCCCCGAGGUUGGACUACCCACCGUCUUGCUGUGAGGCCACCGCGCCAGGACCAGAAAACCGUACUGCAGGAAACAUGCCGCACGCCGAUCCCCACAACAGACUCGAACACCACUCGGCUGUUUUACCACCUACACAAGAGUCAUGUUACAUGCUUAAUUGAACAUUUGCGCAAAGGUCCUAAAUAAAAGGGAGAAAAAUCAAA
Molecule: messenger RNA, 4018 nt
Organism: Lampris incognitus (smalleye Pacific opah)
Lineage: Eukaryota; Metazoa; Chordata; Actinopteri; Lampriformes; Lampridae
Gene: ggps1
Product: geranylgeranyl diphosphate synthase 1
Exons: 4
Coding region: 823-1764 (313 amino acids)
Biological process (GO): isoprenoid biosynthetic process
Molecular function (GO): prenyltransferase activity
Source: RefSeq, a predicted model, not a curated record